AUGGCGAUCAGGGCGAAGCUUCCCCUGGCGCUCGCCAUCUCGUGCCUCGCCGUCCUGCAGCUGCUCCUGCCGUGCGCGGCGCGCCCCGUUCGCGAAACGGGCACCAUCGACGGCAGCCGGAGCCAGCACCUCAAGCUGCGCGGAUCGUUCCUGCGCGGCCCGGAGAGCGUCGCCUUCGACGGCGCCGGCGCCGGCCCUUACAGCGGCGUCUCCGACGGCCGCGUCCUGAAGUGGAACGGGCACGCACGCGGGUGGUCGACCUACGCCUACAGCCCGGGGUACAACGCCAAGGCCUGCACCGCGUCCAGGGUCCGCCCGGCGGAAGUCACGGAGAGCAUGUGCGGCCGCCCGUUGGGCCUGCGCUUCCACUACGGGUCUGGAGACCUCUACAUCGCCGACGCGUACAAGGGGCUGAUGCGCGUUGGACCCGGCGGCGGCGAGGCGACGGUGGUGGCCACGAUGGUCGACGGCAAGCCGCUCCGCUUCACCAACGGCGUUGAUGUCGACCAAGUCACCGGAGAGGUGUAUUUUACGGAUAGUAGCAUGAAGUACUCACGGUCGCAGCACGAGAGGGUGACGGCGACCGGGGACUCGACUGGCCGCCUGAUGAAGUACGAUCCGAAAACGGAUCAUGUCACCGUGUUGCAAUCCGGCAUCACUUACCCCAAUGGCCUUGCCAUCAGUGCUGAUCGGACGCACCUCGUGGUCGCGCUAACCGGACCGUGCAAGUUGAUGAGGUACUGGAUCACCGGCCCCAAGGUUGGCACAUCGGAGACGCUUGCCGAUCUACCGGGUUACCCUGAUAAUGUGAGGCCUGACGGAAGAGGUGGUUUUUGGGUGGCGCUGCACCGAGAGAAGAUGGAGCUGCCAUUUGGUCCUGAUCGCCACCUACUUGCAGUAAGGAUUGACGCUGACGGGAAGGUGCUUCAGGUGAUGAGAGGACCAAAGAACGUGAGACCAACAGAGGUGGUGGAGAGGAAAGGUGGCAAGCUAUAUAUGGGUUCGGUGGAAUUACCUUAUGUCGCUGUUGUUAGUGCUUAG
Messenger RNA from Setaria italica (foxtail millet), 1041 nucleotides. RefSeq names its product protein STRICTOSIDINE SYNTHASE-LIKE 10. The transcript has a single exon. Lineage: Eukaryota; Viridiplantae; Streptophyta; Magnoliopsida; Poales; Poaceae. Gene Ontology annotation, molecular function: strictosidine synthase activity. The coding region runs from base 1 to 1041 and encodes 346 amino acids. The record is from RefSeq and is a predicted model, not a curated record. Gene Ontology annotation, biological process: biosynthetic process.